This is a messenger RNA of Phanerochaete carnosa HHB-10118-sp, 805 nucleotides long. RefSeq lists its product as uncharacterized. NCBI's taxonomy places the organism in Eukaryota, Fungi, Basidiomycota, Agaricomycetes, Polyporales, Phanerochaetaceae. The transcript has 3 exons. The record is from RefSeq and is a predicted model, not a curated record. The coding region runs from base 203 to 628 and encodes 141 amino acids.
GCAUCAGCUAGUAUUGUGCGCAUGGUCCAGCGCCACGGGCUCGUGAUCCAGCGGAUGUCUAACCCAAGUGUCCGCACUGACUUUCCGUAUAUAAUACCUAGUUCGAGCGAGAGGGAAUAGCAUCCUCAGCAUUCGCUCGAGGUCCCUCGUAUCCUCUACUUCGUCCUCUACAGCCAACAGCCCUCAUUCUGAUAUCACCACAAUGAAGUUCUUUGCUGCUAUCACCACCCUCGUCUUCGCCGCUUCUGCUGCCCUUGCGGCGCCCUCCACCACCACCACUGUCACUGUCUCCUACGACCAGACGUACGAUAAUCCCAGUGGCUCUGUGAACACCGUCUCGUGCUCCGGUGUGCUUGCGGGUUAUGGCGACUUCGGUAACCUCCCGGGCUUCCCGAACAUCGGUGGUGCGGCCGCCGUUGCGGGUUACGACGACCCCAACUGCGGCACCUGCUGGCAGCUCACCUACAACAACACGUCCGUCAACGUGCUCGCCAUCGACCACGCCGGCGCGGGCUUCAACAUCGCGCUCAGCGCGAUGAACACUCUCACGAGCGGCGAGGCUGUCUCCGUGGGGCGUGUCAAUGCCCAGGCCCAGCAGGUCGAUGCCAGCCUGUGCGGCGUCAACUAAACGUCCAGAAGAGCACAAAGUGGCAGCUUUUGUAUAUUCACGAACCUAACGAGAUGAUGUGUUCAGACACAUUUCACGGGCUUGAUGGGCUGUACACCAUUUGCGCACGGACUCUGCAUGUUGUAACUAGGCACUGUUAACAGGAGUGAGAAGAAUUGGAGAGUGAUGUGUAUAUGU